UUAAGUAUUGCUGCUGCCCCUAUUCCACAGCCAACCAAGUUCAAGUUCCUGCUAAACUUUGCUCCAAAAAAUGGCUGCAGAGAUGGCCUUAGUAAAACCCAUCUCCAAAUUAAGCCCUAAAUUCAGCAACCCACCAAGAUUAUUGUCAUCACAUGUCAAGUUCUCCACCAUCACCGCCAUGUCAUCCACCACUUCACAGCCCACCACCACCACAAGAAAGCCAUUAAAGAAAUUGGGGAAGCAAGCUAUUAAGGAGAGCCUGCUGACGCCAAGGUUCUACACUACUGACUUUGAUGAGAUGGAGAUGCUAUUCAACACUGAGAUCAACAAAAACCUGAACCAGGCUGAGUUUGAGGCUCUGUUGCAGGAAUUCAAGACGGAUUACAACCAGACCCAUUUUGUCAGGAACAAGGAGUUCAAGGAGGCUGCUGAUAAACUCCAAGGCCCUAUUCGCCAAAUCUUCGUCGAGUUCUUGGAGAGGUCUUGCACUGCUGAGUUCUCUGGAUUCCUUCUCUACAAAGAGCUUGGAAGGAGGCUUAAGAAAACCAACCGAGUGGUGGCUGAGAUAUUCUCUCUUAUGUCAAGAGAUGAAGCUAGACAUGCUGGGUUUUUGAACAAGGGAUUAUCUGAUUUCAAUUUGGCACUGGACUUGGGGUUCCUGACAAAGGCCAGAAAGUACACUUUUUUCAAGCCAAAGUUCAUCUUCUACGCAACAUAUUUAUCUGAAAAAAUUGGAUACUGGAGAUACAUAACCAUAUAUCGACAUCUCAAGGCCAAUCCGGAGUACCAACUUUAUCCCAUUUUCAAAUACUUUGAGAACUGGUGCCAGGAUGAGAACCGCCAUGGUGAUUUCUUCUCUGCAUUGAUGAAGGCACAGCCCCAGUUCCUCAAUGACUGGAAGGCUAAGUUGUGGUCUCGCUUCUUCUGCCUAUCGGUUUACGUGACAAUGUACCUCAAUGAUUGUCAACGCACAGCUUUCUAUGAAGGCAUUGGGCUCAACACGAAAGAAUUUGACAUGCAUGUCAUCAUCGAGACAAACCGCACAACAGCUAGGAUUUUCCCAGCUGUGCCGGACGUUGAGAACCCAGAGUUCAAGCGGAAGUUGGAUCGGAUGGUAGAAAUUAAUGAGAAGCUGAUGGCGGUAGGGGACAGCGAGGACAUUUCGUUGGUGAAGAACUUUAAGAGGAUCCCACUUAUUGCUGCACUAGCUUCUGAGCUUUUGGCUGCAUAUCUCAUGCCUCCCAUUGAAUCCGGAUCGGUUGAUUUUGCAGAGUUUGAACCCCGGCUUGUUUACUGAUUUUUUUGGCAGAAGUCCCAGUACCAUGUUGUUCUGUGUGAAUUUGCUUCUGACUAUGAGCACAAGUGAUACUUGUAGAAACUGAGUAAAACAUUGUUGUUAUGAGAGAACCCCUUGUAUUCUGUAAUCAUAGACUUAUUUUAUCAAGUGUACCUACCAUGGGCUUUACAAUUUA
Messenger RNA from Cornus florida, 1472 nucleotides. RefSeq names its product magnesium-protoporphyrin IX monomethyl ester [oxidative] cyclase, chloroplastic. Bases 71 to 1297 code for a protein of 408 amino acids. The transcript is spliced from 5 exons. The record is from RefSeq and is a predicted model, not a curated record. Gene Ontology annotation, cellular component: chloroplast thylakoid membrane. NCBI's taxonomy places the organism in Eukaryota, Viridiplantae, Streptophyta, Magnoliopsida, Cornales, Cornaceae. Gene Ontology annotation, biological process: photosynthesis; chlorophyll biosynthetic process. Gene Ontology annotation, molecular function: metal ion binding; magnesium-protoporphyrin IX monomethyl ester (oxidative) cyclase activity.